Nicotiana tabacum (common tobacco) is the source of this 958-nucleotide messenger RNA. NCBI's taxonomy places the organism in Eukaryota, Viridiplantae, Streptophyta, Magnoliopsida, Solanales, Solanaceae. The record is from RefSeq and is a predicted model, not a curated record.
AUGGGAACUGAAGAUAAAACGUUGCUUUGUUACUGUCAUUGGGGAAGAAAGAAUAAGGUGCUACGAAAUGGAUCCAUUUUGUAUAUGGGAGGUAUUACUGAUCAGAUUAUUAUGAAGACAGGUAUAAAGUACAAUGAUUUUGUGAAUGUAGUUUUUGACCGAUUAGGCAUUGAUCCUUCAGAUAAGAUCUUGCAUUUUACAGUGAAGUUUGAUAGGUCAGAAUUGAUACGGCUGAGGGACCAAGAAGGUGUUGAUACCCUGUUACAAUUUAAUGAUGAUUUUGCUCAUGUUUAUGCAUCAAGUUUGGAAAAGGAGCUUUAUUCUAGACUGCCCUCAUGUGGCCCGGCAAAGGUUGAACUUAUUGGAAAAGCAAUUUCUGAUAGUAAUCCUGCAAAGGUGUAUGAUUAUCCUGAUCCUCAAUUCAUCAGUGAUUUUGACAAGCAUAAAGCAGAUAAUUGCUUUGCAAUUGACCAAAUCUGGGCUUGCUACGAUACGGAUGAUGUUAUGCCAAGAUUCUAUGUCCACAUUAGGAAGUUGGUUCCGCGUUCUUGGCUCGAGCCUCAACCAGAAGAUCAAGAAGACAGAGCUUGGGUCAGGGCAGAGUUGCCUGUUGCCUGUGGAAACUUUAAACAUGGGUGUACUGAUUCCACCUCUGUUCAACUUACAUUUUCUCAUCAAGUUCAGUGCGAAAAGGGCAAGAGAGGUUUGUACGUUGUAUAUCCUAGGAAAGGGGAAGCGUGGGCACUUUUCAAGGAUUGGGAUAUUUGUUGGAGCUCGGAUCCAAAGAACCAUAGGAAGUACAACUACGUAGUUGUGGAGAUUCUUUCUGAUUAUGUUGGGGAUGUUGGUGUCCUAUUUGGUUACUUAGAUAAAGUGACUGGUUUUGUCAGCCUUUUCCAGCGAACAAGGAUUAUUGUAUUUGAUACAUUGUGUUGAGGAUUUUAAGAUGGAAAAGUCU